AAGAAGAGAGUUCCCUCCAUACAUUCCAUAAAAAGUCAUGGCGGGAAUUCAAUUAUUUCAGCCACUCCCGCCAAGAGGUUCCAGAACCUUCCACUAUAUAAACCCUUUCCCUCCCCUUUUCUUCCCUCUCAUUUAUAUUUUCUGAGAAAAUCGAACCUUCAAAACCCUAACCCUAAGGAAGUGUUACCAAGUCUUCGAUCGAUAUGUUGGAACUUCGUCUGGUCCAAGGUUCUCUCCUGAAGAAGGUGUUGGAGGCCAUCAAGGAGCUCGUGAACGAUGCGAACUUCGAUUGCUCCGCCACUGGUUUCUCUCUCCAAGCCAUGGACUCCAGUCACGUAGCACUGGUGGCUCUGCUUCUCCGGUCGGAGGGAUUCGAGCAUUACCGCUGUGACCGCAACAUCUCCAUGGGCAUGAACCUCAACAACAUGGCCAAGAUGCUGAAAUGCGCCGGAAACGAUGACAUCAUCACCAUCAAGGCCGAUGACGGCAGCGACACCGUCACCUUCAUGUUCGAAAGUCCAACGCAAGACAAGAUUUCUGAUUUUGAGAUGAAGCUGAUGGACAUCGAUAGUGAACACCUUGGAAUUCCAGAGGCAGAAUACCAUUCUAUUGUUAGGAUGCCAUCUUCUGAGUUUGCUAGGAUCUGCAAGGAUCUCAGUAGUAUUGGUGACACUGUUGUCAUUUCGGUUACUAAGGAGGGUGUAAAGUUCUCCACCAAAGGAGAUAUUGGAACUGCGAAUAUAGUCUGUAGGCAGAAUACUACUGUGGACAAGCCUGAAGAAGCCACUGUCAUAGAGAUGCAUGAGCCUGUGUCUUUGACAUUUGCACUGCGAUAUAUGAACUCUUUUACGAAGGCAACACCUUUGUCUAACAUAGUUACCAUUAGUCUGUCAAAUGAGCUGCCAGUUGUGGUUGAGUACAAGAUUGCCGAGAUGGGUUAUGUGCGGUUCUAUUUGGCUCCCAAGAUAGAAGAGGAUGAAGAAGAAACUAAACCCGAAGCUUAGCCUGUUUAGUUGUUGGAUUAGUAUAUUACGUUUUGUAAUUCGUUUGAAGUUGUAGGAUGCCUUUAUACAUCUAUUGAAGAUAUUUUACUUGGGCAAAAGAAUUGGGAAUCUAUGAAUGCUAUUGGCUCCUUGCCACCUCAUUUUCCACCAUUUUAUUGUUCUU
Molecule: messenger RNA, 1167 nt
Organism: Gastrolobium bilobum
Lineage: Eukaryota; Viridiplantae; Streptophyta; Magnoliopsida; Fabales; Fabaceae
Product: proliferating cell nuclear antigen
Exons: 4
Coding region: 204-1004 (266 amino acids)
Biological process (GO): leading strand elongation; mismatch repair; regulation of DNA replication
Cellular component (GO): PCNA complex
Molecular function (GO): DNA binding; DNA polymerase processivity factor activity
Source: RefSeq, a predicted model, not a curated record